AUUUUCUACAAAGCACUUUGUGUGGAUGCAUUCAAUAAAGACGAGGAAAAUCUUGCAACUAUGGACGCACAUAUCAAAUUGAUGGUGAAAUUUUUCGAUGACUUACUGGCAACGCUAGACGAUGAAACUGAAUGCACAAAUCGUAUGAAACAAAUAGGCACAUCACAUGCCGUUCUAGCAAGGACGUGUGGAUUUUCAAGCGAUAUUUGGGAACGGCUGGGUGAGAUCACCAUGGAACGUGUGUGCGCUCACGAAGUCAUACAGAAGACCCGAGACGCGGCUAGAGCUUGGCGAAUAUUAUUAGCAUGUAUCAUCGACGAACUUCGUAGUGGUUUCGACGUUGAAGCUCGCUAUUAUAGGUAAGC
This is a messenger RNA of Cylicostephanus goldi, 365 nucleotides long. NCBI's taxonomy places the organism in Eukaryota, Metazoa, Nematoda, Chromadorea, Rhabditida, Strongylidae. The record is from the annotation of a GenBank genome assembly.